UAGGAAGAAGGCGAGGGGAACGGUUGGAUCUUACCUGCCGGGCAUCUCGUCUCUGGUUGGCUAAACAGAUUGGGAAACGCCAGACAGAUCAGGAGGGGAGAACUUCACCCGGAGCAAUUGAUUUGGACUUAAACUCUUUCUCCUCGUAAACCAACACCAUCGCUGUAUAAUCAGAAUAUUGAUGGAGAAAGAAACCACAUUUUCUAGUACAGGCCUUAUACAUGUUCCUUUUGGACACAUUGUUGGAUGUGAGAAAUGGCGAGGGUCUCAGUUAGCCCAAGAAAUGCAAGGGAAGAUUAAGCUUGUCUUUGAGGAAGACUUGACACUAGUGGAUUUUCUCCUUUCUAAUAGAUUCUGUAUUCUUUAUAUUACUGAAGCAGAUCUGGUGGCAGGAAACUGCUAUAAAAAAAGAAUUGUUCGACUUAGAAAUGCCAGUAAUGUUCAUGGGAUUGUAAUAGUUGAAAAAACACAGAUGAGUGAACAGUACUUCACAGCAGUACAGAAAUUCGUUGUGCUGGAACUUGGAAUGGCAUUGCUUCCGGUGUCCAGCCAAAUGGAAGCAUCCCAGCUUAUUAUCCAACUGGUCCAUGAACAAACCAAAGAGCGCAAUAGGAAUCCUUUUCUUAAAAAGAAAAGCUGCCAGCUCUCUGAAUCAUCAGUACUUCAAACAGUACAGCAGAUACCAGGAGUUGGAAAGGUGAUGGCCAUGCUUCUGCUGCAGGAGUUUGAAAGUAUUCAAAAACUAUGUAGUGCAUCUAUUCAAGAACUUGAACAAGUAGUUGGACAUACACUAGCAGAAAAAAUGCAUACGUUCUUUACCCAGGCAAGGUGACGGCAUAAUCCUACAAUACUUGUUUGUCCUCCAGCAUCACCAAAUCUCAGAUUGUGCUUUUUUUUACCUAUGUUGACACCAGAGAAUUUACUUUUUCAUCUUGUAUCAAGUAUUGAAAGAAAAGAUCAACUGAGAACCAUAAUCUCUACACUCAUGUUUUAAUCAAAACUAGCUAAACAGGCAGUGCUGCUCUUUGACCACUUGUCUAAUGAUGUUUUUCUGAUUCUUAGGAUGAUCAAAACUUGAAUGCAAUAUAUCUUAUUCUUUCAAAAUUUACAUCAGUUUCAAUUUUUUAAAAUAAUUAAAGUUUAAAGGAAAUUCUUAAGUAAUGAUAGGACCUUGACUGUAACAUCAACUUUCUUGGACUUCAUCUGACAUUUCAGAUGGUUGUUAAAGUCAGAAGCUAUAGUUGGUGAAAUGUUAUGUAUCACAGAUGUACUGAGGUAUUAUAAUGUGGCUGGUCUUCAGUUCUGGUCAAUGUAACUGAGGAUUAAAGGACUACAACUUAAAUCUUUUGGUGCCUUAUGAUAAUAAGCAUUUCAGUCAAGGUUAAACAUCUAAAUAAAUCUUGAAAGGAAAAAAAAAUUGAAGAGAAGAAAAGAUAGAUUU
Molecule: messenger RNA, 1441 nt
Organism: Dromiciops gliroides (monito del monte)
Lineage: Eukaryota; Metazoa; Chordata; Mammalia; Microbiotheria; Microbiotheriidae
Gene: FAAP24
Product: FA core complex associated protein 24
Exons: 5
Coding region: 182-832 (216 amino acids)
Biological process (GO): interstrand cross-link repair
Cellular component (GO): Fanconi anaemia nuclear complex
Molecular function (GO): chromatin binding
Source: RefSeq, a predicted model, not a curated record